GCGGGCGAUGAGUUGAGCAGGGGGAGUUUCCCGAAUGGGUUUGUGUUUGGAACGGCUUCUUCUGCGUAUCAGUAUGAGGGAGCAGUAAAUGAGGAUGGAAGAGGGCCGACAGUUUGGGAUAAGUUUGCCCAUUCAUUUGGUAAGAUCAUAGAUUUCAGCAAUGCUGAUGUUGCUGUUGAUCAGUAUCACAGAUAUGAGGCAUCAAACCAUAUGUUACACUUUUCCAUUGGGACCUUCCUCAAGCCUUAGAAGACAGAUACAGUGGCUGGCUUAGUCACCAAAUAAUAAAUGAUUUUGCACAUUAUGCCGAGACAUGCUUCAAUGCAUUUGGAGAUAGGGUUGACCACUGGAUAACCUUCAACGAACCUCACACUUUGGCAAUCCAAGGCUAUGAUGUUGGGCUGCAAGCCCCAGGUCACUGUUCCAUUCUCCUUCGCCUUCUCUGUCGAGGGGGGAACUCGAGGACCGAACCUUAUAUUGUUGCCCAUAAUAUCCUCCUAUCUCAUUCUACCGUUGUCAACAUAUAUAAGAGAAAAUAUAAGGCGGUGCAGAAGGGCUCAAUUGGGAUAGCAUUUGAUAUUAUGUGGUACGAGCCUGUUUCAAAUUCUCCUAAAGACAUUGCUGCUACUCAAAGAGCGCUAGAUUUUCAUCUUGGAUGGUUCUUAGAUCCAUUUUUCUUUGGGAAUUAUCCAAGCUCAAUGAGAGAACGAGUUGGAACUAGAUUACCAACCUUUUCACCUGACGAUGUCGCGCUAGUUAAGGGUUCCUUGGAUUUUGUUGGCAUAAAUCACUACACGACAUAUUACGCCAUGGAAAAUUCAACAAACUUCAUCGGAGUUUUAUUCAACGAUGCACUGGCGGAUUCUGGCACCAUUAAUUUGCCUUUCAGGGGUUUACAUGCCAUUGGAGAUAAGGCCUCUUCCAUAUGGCUUUAUAUUGUUCCUAAUGGUCUGAGAAGUCUAAUGAACUACAUCAAACGCAAUUAUGGAAAUCCCCCAGUUAUUAUCACUGAGAAUGGGAUGGAUGAUUCAAACAACCCACUUAUCUCUAUCGAUGAUGCUCUGAAGGAUGAUAAGAGAAUCAGAUAUCAUUCUGAGUAUCUCGGAAACUUGUCUGCUGCUAUCAGGGACGACGGCUGCGAUGUUCGCGGAUAUUUCGUGUGGUCUCUUUUGGAUAAUUGGGAGUGGGCAGCAGGCUACACAUCUAGAUUUGGAUUGUAUUAUGUUGAUUAUAAAGAUAGCCUCAAGAGAUAUCCGAAGAAGUCUGUACAAUGGUUCAGAAAACUCCUGAGCUCUGCCUGAUCCGAGCCUCUGCUGAUACAAACUAGUCUUUGUUACAUGUUUCAGUGGCAUGCUAAUGUAAAUUUGAAUAUUUAUUUCAUUUCUGUUAGAAUAAUAAUUUGAAUUGGCACAGCAAUUAGUUUUUGCAUAAUUGUUUAAGAGGGAUUUACAUCCAUAC
This is a messenger RNA of Phalaenopsis equestris, 1458 nucleotides long. RefSeq names its product beta-glucosidase 6. Gene Ontology annotation, biological process: carbohydrate metabolic process. Lineage: Eukaryota; Viridiplantae; Streptophyta; Magnoliopsida; Asparagales; Orchidaceae. The record is from RefSeq and is a predicted model, not a curated record. Gene Ontology annotation, molecular function: beta-glucosidase activity.